AUGUGUAGUAUACUCAGGGAUAUUCUUGAUCGCUAUGCAGUUAGAAAAGAAAUUGAAAUGUAUUCAUAUCUAAAUAUAGUUAGAAUAGAUUAAACAUAUAGAUAAUGGAUGUAAUUACUUAAAAUAAUAGAUAUUUUACCUACGACAAAGCGGAACCAGAAAAUUCAAAGUCUCUCUGCAGCUUAGAUAUAAUAAACUAAAGAGGAUCAAUUUGUCAGAAAUUAACAUAAAAUGCAAUUAAGAAUUUUAUUAGUAACAUCUGCCUGCAUUCUUUUGUCAUGGCAUAACUACAAUUAUAAAUGCAAAAAUUAAACGUUAACUGAAUGUUUUAAUUUCCCAAUCGGGUACUAGGCUUUUAAGACUACAAUUCAUGCAAUGAUUUUAAAUUUUACAGUAUUUGUUGGACCGUUCUACCAAGACUACAUGAGCUCUAAAAUCAAAAUAAAAUUUAAAGAUAUGGAUUUUAAUAGGUUUAGAUGGGAUGAAUUCAAGAGAUUAGUAAUGGGACCUGUAAUUGAAGAAUGGGUGUUUAGAAACUUAAUAAAUAACCUAAUUAAUAAAGAUUUUAACAACAAUAUGAUAUUUGUAUUUGUUUCUGGCGUUAUCUAUGCUUUAGUUCAUCUCCAUAACUAUAAAAGAUUCAAGAAGAGAUUAGAACCUUAGAAGGCUGUACUUGCAAUAGUUAUUCAAGUUAUUGUGACAUUUAUUUUUGGUGCAUAUAUGGCCUUUCUUUUUACAAAAAUAUAAGCUAUUGGCUCUUGUUUUAUUAUUCACGGAUAUUGCAAGUUCAUGGGAAUACCAAACGUUGUUGAACUGUUUAGAUUGAAGUAAGAUGAUCCAAUUACAAAAAGUAAAAAUUAAACAAAGUAUUUUUAUUAUCAAAUAAAUAUUUUCCUAAAAAAUGAAUAUUUUAGAAAUACUAUUAUUUUAUGCAGGAGGAGUUGCUGGUUUUAUUAUUGA
Molecule: messenger RNA, 960 nt
Organism: Tetrahymena thermophila SB210
Lineage: Eukaryota; Ciliophora; Oligohymenophorea; Hymenostomatida; Tetrahymenidae
Product: CAAX protease self-immunity protein
Exons: 5
Biological process (GO): CAAX-box protein processing
Cellular component (GO): endoplasmic reticulum membrane
Molecular function (GO): metalloendopeptidase activity
Source: RefSeq, a predicted model, not a curated record